AGCGCCGGUGAAGAUGCUGCAGUCCCUGGCUGGCAGCUCGUGCAUGCUCUUGGUGGAGUGGCACCGCUCGGCCUGGUGCUUUGGCUUCCUGGUGCUGGGCUACCUGCUCUACCUGAUGUUUGGCGCUGGCACCGUGGUCUUCUCCUCAGUGGAGCUGCCCUACAUGGACCUACUGUGCCAGGAGCUGCGCAAGCUGAAACGGCACUUCCUGGAGGAGCAUGAGUGCUUUUUGGAGCAGCAGCUCGAGCAGUUCCUGGGCUGCAUGCUGGAGGCCAGCAACUAUGGCGUGUCGGUGCUCAGCAACACCUCAGGCAACUGGAACUGGGACUUCACCUCUGCACUUUUCUCCAGCACCGUGCUGUCCACCACAGGUUAUGGCCACACUGUGCCCUUGUCAGAUGGGGGUAAGGCCUUUUGCAUCAUCUACUCAGUCAUCGGUGUCCCCUUCACCCUACUGUUCCUGAUGGCUGUGGUCCAGUGCAUCUCUGUGCAUGUCACCUGCAGGUCUGUCCUCUACUUCCACAUCUGCUGGGGCUUCUCCAAGCAGGUGGUGGCCAUCAUCCACAUCAUGCUUCUUGGGUUUGUCACCGUGUCCUGUUUCUUCUUCAUUAUGGCAGCUGUCUUCUCUGUCCUAGAGGAUGACUGGAACUUUCUCACAUCCUUUUAUUUUUGUUUUAUUUCCCUGAGCGCCAUUAGUCUAGGGGAUUAUGUUCCUGGAGAAGGCUACAAUCAAAAAUUCAGAGAGCUCUAUAAGAUUGGUAUCACGUGUUACCUGCUACUUGACCUGAUUUUCAUGCUGGUAGUUCUGGAAACCUUCUGUGAGCUCCAUGAGCUGAAGAAAUUCCAAAAAAUGUUCUAUGUGAAGAAGGACAAGGAUGAAGAUCAAGUGCACAUCAUAGAGCAUGACCAGCUGUCCUUCUCUUCCAUCACAGACCAAGCAGCUGGCAUGAAAGAGGAUCAGAAGCAGAGUGAGCCUUUUGUGGUCACUCCGUCGUCUGCCUGUGCAGAUGGCUCUGCAAACCAUUAG
Messenger RNA from Carlito syrichta (Philippine tarsier), 1027 nucleotides. Its product is annotated as potassium channel subfamily K member 1-like. Gene Ontology annotation, biological process: stabilization of membrane potential; potassium ion transmembrane transport. The record is from RefSeq and is a predicted model, not a curated record. Gene Ontology annotation, cellular component: membrane. Gene Ontology annotation, molecular function: potassium ion leak channel activity. Lineage: Eukaryota; Metazoa; Chordata; Mammalia; Primates; Tarsiidae.